AAAAAUAUCAGCGAGUUAUAAGUCCAUAAUAGGCAGACCAUUCCCCUCGAAGCCCGUGACCAAAACGAACCUCGGCAUCCCCACUUCUUCGAAUCGAGCUUCGUCAAACAUCACCAUAAACAUUCCGUGCGCCAUGUCUCCUCACACUCAACAAUGGCACUCGCAACGCCAGAAAAGUGGCAGCUCGUUGCCUGGCAGAAAAAAGACCAACAAUACUUGAGAAUACCCAAGGAAUGGCUCCUGAAGUACUCGCCAUCCCCAGCACUGACAAACUACCUCGAUGUCCCGCGUAAAUGCGGUAUACUGGAUGCUCAGGACCUUGAGAUAACAGAGAAAUAUGACGCCACUGCUCUCGUUGAUAGUCUAGCAAAGGGGAAGCUGAAAAGUGUCGACGUCGUGAGGGCAUUCUGCAAGAGAGCAGCGAUAGCCCAGCAACUCACCAAUUGUCUCACUGAGAUCCUAUUCGACGAAGCUCUCGCCCGAGCCGCCCAUCUUGACGCCCAUCUCGCCGCCGGUAACCCUCCCGUGGGCCCUCUUCACGGCCUCCCCAUCUCCCUGAAAGACACCUUUAAGAUACCGGGCUACGAUGCCACAGUUGGUCUCGCAAUCCUCGCCUUUAAGCCUGCCACCACAGCCUCCACCCUCGUAGAUGUCUUGCUCAACGCGGGUGCGGUGCUAUACUGCAAAACAAAUGUCCCGCAAACUCUCAUGGCACUAGAUUCUCACAACAACAUCUUCGGGCGGACAAUAAACCCAUCCAACACCGCCGUCACACCCGGCGGUAGCAGCGGCGGCGAAGGCGCACUAAUUGCCAUGCGUGGAAGCGUGCUAGGCGUCGGGACCGAUGUAGGCGGUAGCAUACGCAUACCGGCCAUGUGCAAUGGCCUGUAUGGCAUCAAGCCCUCCUGGCAGCGGAUCCCGUUCUCAGGGCAAGAGAGUGGCACGCUGCCAGGCCACGGGAAGCUCACAAUUCCCGCGAGUGCGGGCCCAAUCGCACAUACGAUGCGAGAUCUUGAACUAUUCUUCUCCACCGUAUCCGACCAGAAACCGUGGGAGGUCGAUCCAGACGUCACGCCCAGCCUAUGGUUAUCUCUCUCAACACUCUCCUCGAAACGUCCGCGGAUUGGGGUCGUUCGCCGUGACGGAUUGAUAGACCCGCUACCCCCUAUCCAGCGGCUGAUGGACGAAACGGCCUCCGCUCUGCGUGCCUCGGGGAUCGAGGUCGUGGAAAUUGACAUCGCGCCCCUCUUCUGCCAAUGCCAGUCCCUCGCCAACGCCCUCAUGGGCACAGACGGCGGCAACCACAUCUUCGACCUCGUCGAAGCAACCAACGAGCCCCUCUCCCCCUGGCUCGCUGGCCGCCUCGCCCGGAAAGCGCCCAAGACAAUCGAGAAGCUGCAAGCGCUGCAUGCGAAGAAAGUCGAGCUCGAGAACGCCUUCUUAAAGAUCUGGAGAGACGAAAAGGGACCGAUCGACGCAUUCGUGUGUCCCGUGGCUCCCCAUCCCGUGCCGCCAAUCGAUCGCUGGAACGGGGUCAGCUACACCAGCUCCUUCGUGCUGCUAGACUACCCCGCUGGCGUAGUUCCCGGUCGCGCGUUCGAGAAGCGGGAUAUGGAAGGCGAGAUGCCAGACACGAAACCGCUCGGAUCGUGGGAUAAGGUCAAUCGGGAGCUUUGGACCAAAGUCGACCGCUCCGUCUACCUCAACACCGCCCUCUGCAUCCAAGUCGUCGCGCCAAAACUGCAAGAGCGCAGACUCUACCAAGCCAUGUCCGUCAUCGACGCCGCCCUCCGCGCCGCGGAGCGCACAACAUCGACGCUGCACGCCAGCGCCAAGCUCUAGCUUAUAUUAUCCAUGGCGUCUUUUGGGGGUUCUAAGACCAGUGCCACAAACCCCCCGCUUCUUUCGCCGGGGUAACGCAGAUGCGGUGGUGGACGGGGGAUGCAUGUCUUGAAUUCGAUAGGCCGAUGGACUGUCCACGUGUCUCUGUCACGUGCUGGUGAGCGGACGUGCUUCACUGAGCUGUUUCUGCCGAUUGGACGGCGGGAUGGUGACGAUAGCGUUAGUACGGCCUGUUAUGAGGUCUGAAGAAGAUUGUGCCUAGAUGAUAUAGUUCCUUAGAGGGGGGCUUGUUGGCAUAUAUAGACGGCGGCGCGCGUCGUGCGUCACAGCAUCUGCACUGCCCUCCCGUAUCUGCAGCAUAUAUCAAAAGGUUUGUUGUUUUGCAC
Molecule: messenger RNA, 2228 nt
Organism: Mytilinidion resinicola
Lineage: Eukaryota; Fungi; Ascomycota; Dothideomycetes; Mytilinidiales; Mytilinidiaceae
Product: amidase
Exons: 4
Coding region: 154-1842 (562 amino acids)
Source: RefSeq, a predicted model, not a curated record